AAUAGAAGAUUUAAAAAGGACCUGAUGUGACCAACUUCUUGAAAAGCGAAUUGAGUGAUGAUAUUUCUGAAGCCAGGAGUAAGUUUAGCCAUCCUUGCACCAAUGGGUGGUGGUCCAGCACCGGUCAGAUUUGGUUGGAUGGAAUCCAAACCCCUGCCCAUGGACCCAUAUAAGAAAAACUCGGCUUCUAGGUAUUCUAGAUUUAAAGCAAACUCGAUAAGGUCUCUAUCGGAUAUAGGUAACUUUGGUAUUGGAACUGGGAUGGUAUUAGGGUCAGGGUCAGGGUCCGGUGACACGAAGGGCAAGAGGAAGAGGAGGAAAAGGAAUGCAGUUGUCAUCAUUGGGCCGACGGUGGUGGCAGGAGCAGAUGGAGUUGAAGUAAAGUGUGUCCAAGAAAUGAUGCAGCAAAAGAUGGAGGCAGUUUGGCCCUUUGGUGGAUUGCAUGAAGAAGUUGAUGCAGAAUACAGUAUGAGCACAGGUUACAAAUGUUUCUUUAAUUACAAAAUACUUUGUUAAAUCAAUAUGGAUCAUUGGAAAUUGAAUAACUUAGGAAUUACCGUACUAGUUAUGAUAACAUAUAGAAGUAAACUUUUGACUU
Erigeron canadensis is the source of this 598-nucleotide messenger RNA. RefSeq lists its product as uncharacterized. The coding region runs from base 58 to 516 and encodes 152 amino acids. NCBI's taxonomy places the organism in Eukaryota, Viridiplantae, Streptophyta, Magnoliopsida, Asterales, Asteraceae. The record is from RefSeq and is a predicted model, not a curated record. The transcript has 2 exons.